Zasmidium cellare ATCC 36951 is the source of this 1299-nucleotide messenger RNA. RefSeq lists its product as uncharacterized. Gene Ontology annotation, biological process: retrograde transport, endosome to Golgi. Gene Ontology annotation, cellular component: cytoplasm; late endosome. Gene Ontology annotation, molecular function: oxidoreductase activity. The transcript is spliced from 2 exons. The record is from RefSeq and is a predicted model, not a curated record. NCBI's taxonomy places the organism in Eukaryota, Fungi, Ascomycota, Dothideomycetes, Mycosphaerellales, Mycosphaerellaceae. Bases 1 to 1299 code for a protein of 432 amino acids.
AUGUAUCCUCCAGCACCGCCGCAGACCUGGCGAGAGCGUUUACCAACUUUUCCAAUCCUGCGGACAACAAUAAUCGCUGCAGCACAGUCAUCAUCGGCGCCGAACACGCGACCCGAUACGAUCCACCUAGUCGAAGCCAGCACCGAGCUGUUCUCCUCUGCAUCUGGGAAAAGCGGAGGCUUCGUCGCCGAAGACUGGUUCGGACCCGCGACGGCGAGUCUAGGAGAGUUGAGUUUUCGAUUGCAUAAAGAGCUGGCGGAAGAGUUUGGAGGUCGCGACCAAUGGGGGUACAGCAGGAGCACAGGAACGAGUCUAGUUGACGGCGGCGACGGCGUUGAAGGAGGAGAUUGGCUAGCAGAGGGGGGCAGUCGAGCACAAGCAUCAGGGGUGCACGAAUAUACAGGGCACGACACAGGUCCCAGCUGGUUGAAGAGAAGAAAGGGAGACACUGUCGAGUCUCUGAGCGAGCCCGGUGGCGUAGCUCAAGUCGACCCUCUCCGCCUCUGCAGAUUCCUCCUCAAGCAGUCGAUCCUUCAAGGCGUCCGUCUUCACCACCCUGCUCGAGCCGUGAAGGUCGCUCGCGACACGGAGGGAAACCUCUCCGGCCUUCGCGUCAAGCACUCCAACGGCUCACAGUUCAAGAUCCCAUGUACUCGUCUCCUGAUUACCGCGGGAGCAUGGACGCCCCGCGUGUUUGAUGACCUCUUCCCAUACGCCAGUCUCUCGAUCCCCGUCACUCCGCUCGCAGGACAUAGUCUCGUCGUACGCUCGCCUCGAUGGACGAGCCAGCACGAAGAGGAAGCGAAGGGAUGCCAUGCUGUUUUCACGACCAUGUCAGAAGGGAGAGGGACUUUCAGCCCGGAAAUCUUCUCACGGGUCGGUGGGGAGAUUUAUAUUGCUGGACUGAAUAGUGAUUCCAUCACGUUGCCGGAAAGCCCAGAGAAGGCAGUAGUUGAUGAAGCGGCUGUUGAGGAGUUGAAGAGAGUCGCAGAGAUAUUCCUCGGCCAAGACGGGACGGAUGUCAGUGAUCUCGAAGUCGUUCGGGAAGGUCUAUGUUUUCGGCCCGUGACGAGGAGAGGGGUGCCGAUAUUGACGAAGGUCAGUGAUGAGUCUUUGAACGCGGCUGGAGUUGGAGAUGGAGGGAUCAGAACGUUGGGGUCGCCUGAUGGGGGAGUGUACGUAUGUGCAGGUCAUGGGCCUUGGGGAAUCAGUCUGGGACUGGGGACUGGGAAGGUUUUGAGUGAGUUGUUGGAGGGAGAGAAGUUGAGCGCUGAUGUUAGGAGUUUGGGGAUGGAGUAG